Messenger RNA from Sinocyclocheilus rhinocerous, 8397 nucleotides. It is a transcript of the gene pkd1b, whose product is annotated as polycystic kidney disease 1b. The record is from RefSeq and is a predicted model, not a curated record. The coding region runs from base 1 to 8397 and encodes 2798 amino acids. Gene Ontology annotation, molecular function: monoatomic cation channel activity; protein binding. The transcript is spliced from 37 exons. Gene Ontology annotation, biological process: calcium ion transport. Lineage: Eukaryota; Metazoa; Chordata; Actinopteri; Cypriniformes; Cyprinidae. Gene Ontology annotation, cellular component: plasma membrane.
AUGGCACAGGGUCCUUUCUAUGAUUUAGAUACUGAAGACAGUGAGCUGAAGGAAUGUACUUCAAUGGCUUUGGCCUCCGGACAGUGGAUAAAUGAACAAUGUAAUAAAGGAAAUUUCGUUAUCUGUGAGAAAAAGAUAUCAGUGUUUUUGCCAUCGCUGGAGAGCUAUGUGGCAGGUGUCCCACUAAUGUCAGGCAUAUACACAGUGUCCCAGAUGCAACUGCUACCCUCUCCACCAGACCCAGGACAACAAAUGGUUGAGAUUAUGUUGUUCCCGGGUCUUUGGUUCAGUCAUGAGGGUCGAGUCCUGUCUUUGGAUUUGGUGACGCAGCCAAGUGAUCAGCUGACCUUUGCUAGAGUGCAAAUCUUACGGCCGUACUGCAGCCCAAGUCAUCACCUAGUACCACCUGGUUGUAGUUCUCUCCUGAACCCUUUUAGCUGCUGUUCACUGAUGCCCAUGUGCAACACCACCGGUGGCUGUGCCAGUGGGCAGUACUGGUGUCACCUGCUGGAGAUCUGUCUGCCCGUCACCAGUCCGUGCAGCUCUUACCACUCCUUAAACGGGGGACAUGUAUUCCCCCUGCCUCCCCGCUACCCUGCGACGCCACCGUUCUUCCACUUGAUGGCAGACAUGUCACUGACACUGACCCAAAGCACUGAACACACACACAUCAGUGUUAUAGUACAAGACAAAUAUAUCACUGUCUAUCCUGAUGACAUUCUGGCAUUGCAGCACACUAGAAGAGCAGGUGAAUUUCUACAUUGUGUUGCCACUACCAGCUCAUCCUGGCGCCAGAGUUACCUCUCCCUGCAUGGGCCUGAGUGGGGGGGCUGGUUAGAGGGGGGUCUGUCUGCCCAACCGGGACAGGGCCAAUGGCUAGAUGAACUGGUCUGUGACCUCCGGGUGAUUUACGAGGACACAAUGCCACACUUUGGGGUUUCAGCAAUACCCAGCACCUCACAGAGCAACAGUCCAAUCAAAGCAGAGAGUCCUGUCACAGGGUUGCAAGUUUUAUAUCCAAAGCUUGACAAGGACAUCCAAAUGCAUGUUGCUGUCAAUGUCCCAACCCUCAUUGUCAUCCAGAUCAUUUCAGGAGGAAACGCAACCAGUUCCUGGUCAGACCCUGUGUCUAAGAACGGAGUCCCUUUUGUAUCUUCUUGCCCUGCUGAGAUGCCUGAGAUUGAAGGAGGGUGUGUUAGGGCUUCUCUUGACAUGUGGUUCUCUCAUGUAUACAUGAAGCUUUCUAGUCAAGGGGAACAUAUACUAAAUAUCAUGGCUUCAAACAGCUUGAACUCCCAGACUCUGAGCGUGAGAGUUGUGUCUCAUAUUCCUGUAACUGGCCUGAGAAUCCAGCCUCAGGGCUUCAACAGAGUUCUAGUGGACAUACCACAGUCCCUGACCAGUAUAGCAACAAUACAGAAGCAUGUGAAGAAAGUGAAGCUUUUUACCUCUGAUGAUGGAGCUUUUAUUGAUUAUCCGAUCACAUUUGUAGCCAUCACAGAUGGAGGCAGCAACCUUAAAUUCCUUUGGGAUUUUGGUGAUGCCAAUGAAGGAGCCCUGGUUACAGAAUCCAAUAGACAAGUCCACAAAUACAAUGUUACUGGUGUGUUUGUUGUGAAAUUAACAGCUUACAACAACAUAAGUGAGGUCUCCACUCAAAUGACAAUUAAAGUACAAAAGCUGGAGUGCACCCAGCCACACAUCUACAUUGUAAAAGAUCAAUAUAAAAUAAUAAAAUGCAGACCAAGUUUCUUUGAAGCAAGAGUGGACUUCAACAGUUGUGUUACACACAAAGCAUAUUAUUUCUGGGAGAUCUACAUGGGCCAAGAUUGCUCAGGAAUGGACAAGGUGUCCUUAAAUGAUUCAGUGCAUGUCACAACGCCGCUUCUUUCUCUGCCAAAGCACUCUCUGAAAGUGGGAAACUACUGUCUGACAUUUACUGCCAAACUUCGAGGAACUCCUCUACAGCAGAACAGGACCGUACCGCUUACCGUGGUCCACAGUGAGUUGGUGCCUGUGAUUAAAGGUGGUUCUCACAGGUUCUGGUCAAGUCAGUAUGAUAUGAUUUUGGAUGCAACUGAGUCUUUUGAUCCAGAUUCAGAGGAGAAUGAUAUCGAGUUGUUUCAGUUCCAGUGGGGUUACACUAUAGAGGUACAAACACAACAGCAAUGCCUUCAGCUGUUUCCACCCUUCAUCAACAUAUUCCAGGAAAUGGAAGUAUACUGCUUCUUCCUAGAAGUGCACUGCUGCCAGACAGAAUGUACCACUUUACUCUCACCCUUUACAAAAGUGGACGACAACCUGUCUCUAUAUCACAGUUGGCACAGCCAUUACAUUGCAUUGGCUGGUCAUUGUUCUUCAUGUCAAGACACUGUACAGUACAGGUGGACUGCAGAGAAUCAGAAAGGUGAAGCUCUAACACUGAAUGAGGUCACUACCUUGACAGGAAGUCUCUGGAGAGAAAUAGUCAUUAAACCAGGGGUGCUAAUGGAGGGCCAAGAAUACACCUUUACUCUCAACGUGUCUGAACCAGCCUCUGGGCUUUGGGGGUCGGCAAGCAUCACCUUAGUCUCCAACCAUCCUCCCUACGGGGGUAUUUGCACUCUGUCACCCGACGACUCACUUCAUUUCCUAGAAACCAUGGUCUCUUACAGUUGCUCAGAGUGGAUGGAUGAUGACAGUGACUCAGCUCAGCUGAUAUUUUCACUGCAGGUGGCACAGUGUGAAAAUUUUGGACCAUUAUGUCCCUUGAUUACCCUUUACAGAGGCACUCAGAGCACGUUCAGCUCCCUGGUGCCACUGGGUAGACUGAGCACAGAGGAAAACUUAUCUGUUAUUUACGUGCUGGUGCUGGUCGAGGACAGUAUGGGGGCAUCAGUCAUCGCAGCAAGAAAGAACCUGACAGUGCUGCUGAGAGACCAAUGUACAACAGAGUGGUUGAGGAAUAAGAGCCAGUCAGAGUUAUGGGCCUUGCGCCAACAAGGCAACCCUCAGGACAUUACUCAAUAUUCUGUUGCCCUGAGCAGCCAACUUAAUCAGCUAGCAUCCAUAAAUGCUGAAGAGUUGGAGGACAGGAUUCAGAUACGUGGAAAUGUCAUUCAGGCUCUAGCGUCUCUGCCGGUCUCCUCCUUGCAGGAUGCGGCUCUGAUCAGCUCAGCUUUGGCCCAGUCUACAGUGGUUCCUUCUGAAGUGCAGUGCAACGGCUGCCGUGCAAAGGUGCUGAAGGUCACAGAGAAGAUGAUCAAAGUGAUAAGAGAACAAACAGGACAGGGUGACAUCAACCCCACAGACACCGGCAGGAACAUUCUGGCUGUUUUAAGCAGCACACUGACUGCUGAUCAGAGGCAGAGGAACAAUUCAGGCCUCAAGCAUGUGGAUACAUCAGAGACAGCUGUAUCAGCACUGGGCCAGAUUUUAGAGCUCAUGCGUUCAUUAAUGCGGUCGCGGAUGAGUGGAGAAGAAGCUCUCUCUCUCGCUGUUCCUAAGAUCACUGCGGUGGGUGUACGGGGUGACCCUACUAAAGACCUCCUGUGCACAAAUCCCCUUAGCCACUGCCAGUUUCACAUCCCAUUAGCACUGAGCUCUCAACUAAAGGAGGAAAAACAAGAGGUCCUGCAGAUCCUUCUGCAAAUGGAGGGUGAAGAAAACCCAUUUAUUCCAGCUGCAGAACCUGCUAUAUCAACCACACUUGCAGCCAUGGAGUUUGCUACACCACAGGGACAGCCCAUUUCAAUCGCCAACCUGACACUAGACACUGCGAUACAAUUUACUUUACACAAAAAAGUACAAGAGAUGGAAGAUGAGAGGUUACUAUGGAAAACAUUUACUCUGCCACCCAAGGGAAAUGUAAAUUUUACAGUCAAAGCAAUGGACAAAGAUCCUCAGACUGGCCUCUAUGUUGCCUUAAACUUCAGUCUCAUUCCAGGAGCUGGUGAGGAAGCCUCUGGACUAGUAUGGAUCUCUGUAGAUGACCAACCAGUUCAUCCACUGUCUGAACACACUCAUUCUGAGGAACUCAGUCUCUCUCUUUCAGCUGGGACUCCAUCACUGGAGCACACCAUCUUCCUUACACCGAUCCUGAAUGGCUCUGCCAAAGACCUGUUUGUGAAGCUGAAUGGUAGCGUCAGCGGUGUGGACGUGUCCGUCUCAGUGUGUGUGUUCAGCAUGCUGUGCCGGUUCUUCAGUGUUGAUGAGAGGCGCUGGAGCAGUGAUGGCUUGAGUCCUCUGAGUGGCAGCAGCCCCCAUACUGCCCACUGCCUCACACAUCACCUCACUAUGUUUGGAGCCAGCCUCUUCAUCCAUCCUGAAGCACUUCUACUGCUGCCACCUUCAGAGGAGCCAGUGAGGAAUGUGGUGGUGGGAAUAGUUUGUGGAGUCUUGCUGUUAAUUUAUCUGCUGGUUGGUCUUAUCGCUCACAAACUGGAUCACCUGGAAAGUCUACGUCUUAGCUGGGUUCCUCUGUGUGGUCAGAAAGGUCACUACAAGUACAGGGUUCUUGUCAAAACAGGCUGGAAAAAAGGGUCUGGUACCACUGCACAUGUUGGCAUUAGCCUGUAUGGCCUGAAUAAAAGUGGUUCACGUCACCUUCAAAGAGAAGGAGCUUUCCAGAGGAAUAGCGUGGAUGACUUCCAAGUUGAAACAGAUGCCAAUCUCGGAGAGAUCUGGAAAGUACGCAUCUGGCAUGACAACACAGGCCUAGACCCAUCCUGGUACCUAAAACAUGUGAUAGUCUGGGACAUACAGACAGACAACAUGUUCUUCUUCUUGGUAGAAGACUGGUUAUCUGUGGAGAAUGAGAAGAACUCUGGAAGGGUGGAGAAAAUUAUUUUAGCGUCUUGUCCUCAGGAGCUGCAGCAGUUUAAGAGGAUCCUACAUUCCCAGUUACUGUUUGGCCUUCGAGAGCACCAUCUCUGGAUUUCAUUAUGGGAACGGCCGGCCCACAGCCGCUUUAGCCGAGCCCAGAGGGUCACCUGCUGCGCCCUCUUAUUACAUCUCUAUCUGGCAGCUGGGGCAGUUUGGUAUGGAGCCGUGGGCAGAAAGGGCAGCAGCGGCCCGGUCUCUACCCAGAUGGUGAUGAAUGCAGAGAACAUUCUGGUUGGAAUAACAGUUGCAGCUUUGAUGUUCCCUCUCCAAACCAUUCUCAGAUUUCUCUUCCAAAACACCAAAAGCAAGGUGACAUUGGCGGUAUCUCUGCCUCCCUCUCCUGUGUCUCAUACUGUGGAGAUGGAUGUUUUCCUCAGUCACCCAGAUCUCUCCUGUUCAUCUUUUCUGUCACUGCCGACAGGCCCUGACUCUUCCAUCUAUGAUGGACCAUCUCCUUUCACUAAUUCCCUGCAGAAACUAGAUUCAGAGUUCUGGAAUACUCCAGAUCCCAGGAAUGACCGAAUGGAUCAGUGGCCAUCAUGUGACAGUAUCUUUGGCCUGUCUGAGCUGACAGGAACCAGUCACCUUCUGAAGAGAAAAAAAGCCAUUCUACAACUAUAUUUGUCAACUCCGACCUCUGACCACAACACCUUAGAGCCAAUCAAGUCUUCAGAGGAAGAUCUUAGCACUAUAACUGCAGACCUGGAUCCCUCAAACACACUUUCCUUGGAGCCAGAAGCAUCUGACAGUGGCCAUUUCACACCCAACGACACCAUCCUGUCUGACAUCCAGGACAGCUUGUGUAGUGAGUGGUCUGAUCUGAGUGUGGAUACGCCUACAUCUGAACCUGGCUUUCACAAGUCCUCCUCCUCACUCUCAGUGCUCAGUGAUGCCAGCACAUUUCUCCCUAGUCUCCCACCCGACUCUAUAAGCACCAUCUCCAACACACGCAUUGGUGUUGUUCGUGGUGUACCUGGCUUGUUUCUUCCAUCAUGGGUUCUGCGUAUGGUUUAUCUGCUGGUGGCUGUUUUGCUGGGAACAAGCCUGGCUCUGGUGGGACUAUAUGGAAGCAGGUUUUCCAGCUCUGUGGUUCUCAUGUGGCUGGUGUCUGCCCUGUCAGCCUUCCUCACUUCUGCCUUGCUGUUGGAACCAUUUGCAGUAUGUAUUCAGGCACUAUAUCUGGCUGCUGUGGUGAAACCAGUAGACCCAGAGGUGGAGAACCGUUUGGCUCAGGAGACAGAAGUCAGAAGGAGAGAGGAGGAUCUGGGGGAUAAGGUGCAUCCUCUUUGUGGAUACGGCCUGCUGCAGGCUAAAGAGGAAGCACGGAAGCUGAGAACACUUAGAGCCUUAAUGAGGAGCUGCUUAGUCUAUAUGCUCUUCCUGUUGGUGGUUCUGAUGGUGAACUACCAGGAAUAUGUUCAUGAGGCUAACAGCAGACGGCUUCACUCGGCUAUUAAACACACACUGAUCAGGGCUUUACCAGGUCAGCCCAGUCUCACUGCAUUAUCAGGAUGGAUGGAUGCAGAACAGUGGGUAGAUGAGAGAUUAAUAUCACACCUGUUUGAAAACCCUUCUCUUUCUUUAACUGGCCCUGCAAGACUGCAGAAAGUUCAUUUUCAAGACUUCUGCAGUCAAGACAUCAGAGAUAAGUUCCAAUCUGGUCGACUUCCUUUGAUGCUGACUGCUAAUGUUUCAUCACAUGCCAACCCUGUACACCAGAGCUCCUCAACACACAGCAAGAACACUGCAGCACUUUCAACAUGGCCGAGGACUGAGAGUGCAUCAUGUGCAUUCAGUCAGACAGAGGAAGUAGUGCUUGGGAACAACAGUGAAUUCACACGUCGGAUCCUGUCGGGCUUACAGACAACAAAGUGGAUGACAACAGGGACAAAGGCAGUAUUGAUUGAGUUCACUCACUAUCAUAAACAGACAGGCGUCUUGGCACCGGUCUCUAUUCUCCUGGAUCAAACACAGACAGGCAGAAUCCUUUCUUUCAUUUCCAUCCAGCCUUUACACGUCUCUCCAUUAUCUGGUCCAGACUUACACGUCACAUUGACGGUUCUGCUACUGCUGUUUGCCCUGUGCUUUGUGAGUGCUGAAGUAUGGGCCUUGAUCAGAAAGCCAAGUCAAUACCUGAGGCAAGCCUGGCGCUGGUUUCAGCCAUUGUUAGCUCUUCUGACGCUAGCAGCAGCUGUUCUUCAUCUGUAUUUCCUCUACACGACUGCAGCCUUCAUCUCCAGACAUUGCUCCAGGCCCUCCUGCUUUGCUGACUUCCAUAGUGCUGCCACACUGGCCAGAAAUCAAAGUGUAGUGCAGGACUUGAGAGGUAUGUUUUUACAGAUGGUGGGGAUCCUGCGGUUUGUUAGGCGAUGGUUGGUGAUAGGACGGGUUAUUCGACAAGUAUUCCCUCAGAUCUGUGGCGUGGUGUUCCUGCUGCUCCUCCUGUUGCUUCUAUUCUCUCACACAGGCAUCAUGCUCUUCUCAGGUUCAGUAGAGGGCUUUAGGACCUUAGGGCAGGCCAGUUCCUCUCUGCUGUGUUUGUUAAGGGGGCACAUGGGGUUGCGUCGACUUUGUGAGCAUCAUCCUGUGGUGGGACCUCUCUACUGCCUGUCUGCCGUGGGCAUUGGAUUUUGGGUACUGGGGCGCCUAUGUGCUGCUGUAUUGAUUCGAACAUACCGAAUGGUACAGGCAGACAUUUACAGACCAUCCAUGGAGCCGCAGGACUAUGAGAUGGUACAGUUCCUCAUUAAACGCCUCAAGCUAUGGAUGGGGCUUAGCAAGACCAAAGAGUUUAGGCACAGAGUCAAGUUUGAGGGAAUGGUUCCUCCACCCUCUAGAUCCUCCCAGGGCUCUGAAGCCUCCAACUGCUCUGUCCCGCUCAGUCCCAUCGGUCCUCGCCAGGUAUCAUCUGCCUCUUCUUUGGCCUCCAAUUCAUCUGUCAUUUCAGGGUGUUUUGACUUCCACCAUUAUGUGGACCGCCUGGUGCCCUGUGUUGACAGCCUCAUGGCUGGUUUCGACCGCGUCAACCAGCUGACCGAAGAAGUCUAUAACUUUGAGCUCCAACUUCAGCAGAUCCAGAGCAGAAUUUACCAGAGAAGAAAGUCUCAGCCUCAGCAGGUGACCUUCGAGGGAUGUGAUCCAACACCAAAGCUGCCACCGCUUCCUCGACAUCCAUCUACCUCUGUUUUGGAAUGUAACCACACUCCAGCUUCUCUUCAAGGUGUCAUUAAUACCCUUCCACAUUGCCGUGCUACACACUCAGAGUCCUCCCUGAUGGGGCCUGCUGCUCAGUUAGGUAAGAGAAUACUUUCUGCACUGGAUGGAAGCAUGAACAGCCCAAACCUGAGAAAAUGGGGUGUCCCAAGACGCAGGGCCUGGAAUUCAGUCACCUGCCAUUCUGCUGACACUGCUCAGAGGUUACCUGGAUCUCACAGCACUGUGGCCUUGCCAGUGAGACCCCGGAGUGAAGACGGAGACCGAGAGCAUGUAUGUGACAGCAUGCCGAUUAAGAGACGGGCAUGGCACACUGAAUAA